GUCGGUUUUAAAAAAAAAAACUUUAUUGAUUGUUCCGGGAGUUUUUCGUGUUCAGGAAAACUUUGUUCCGUUUGUUAUUCCGUGUUUAAAAAUGCCGUGUUCCUAACAAACAAACACGGUUCUUUUCCGUGAGUUUGAUGGAAAAUGUCGUCGCAGUUUAAAGUGAACGAACUUUUACAAGUUGACAUAUGUGACGUGUUCACCGGAGAAAACUUUGACAACUUUGAGCCCAAACAUCAGGACGAUUUCUGCGGCUUUGAGCGCUGGACCGAGUCACCGUCAGAACCGUCACCAGCUCUGGCUCGCACCGGUUCUGUGACCCAGGAGAGCGGCACCAUGAGCGGACACUGCAGUGACACUGAGUCCCGCUGUGACGGACUCUCCGCGGCCAGGUCCUCCAUACUAGACUGCCUCCUGGUGGAACUGUAUGAGACGUGCAGCAGCAGGAGAACCGUGGACAGCUGGGACAGCUCAACCGAAGCAUCCGGUUCUGAUGCGUUUCUGGGCCGAAGCAACUGCGGCUCCAGUUUCCUGCAGGAGCUUCAGCUGAAACACACCCGGAGACUGCAAGUGAACUACCUGCAACAGAAGGCUCCAGGGGAGCUGCAGUCGAUCAUCCAGGAGGUGAAAUAUCGUAUAAGUCUUCAGUCAGCCAAACUGAUUCGUCAGCUGAGGAGACGAGACCGUCUUUGUCAUAAACUACAGAAGAACUAUGACAUCAUCACAGCGUGUCUUCAAGCUGUCUCUCAAAAACGACGUGUUGACACCAGGUUGAAGUUUACCAUCGAACCGUCGCUGGGAAAGAACGGAUUCCAGCAGUGGUACGAUGCCCUGAAAGCUGUGGCCAGACUUCAUACUGGGAUUCCAAAGGAAUGGAGGAAGAGGGUUUGGCUCACACUCGCUGACCAGUAUCUUCACACCAUCUCCAUCGACUGGGAAAAGACACUUCGCUUUGCCUUUAAUGAGCGCAGCAACCCGGACGACGACUCCCUCGGCGUCCAAAUCGUCAAGGACCUGCACAGGACUGGAUGCAGUUCUUACUGUGGCCAGGAGGGGGAGCAGGACCGAGUGGUGCUGAAGAGGGUGUUGUUGGCGUUUGCUCGCUGGAAUAAAAGUGUGGGUUAUUGUCAAGGUUUUAACGUCCUGGCUGCAUUAAUACUGGAGGUGACGGAGGGAGACGAGAGUGACGCACUGAAGGUGAUGAUUUACCUGAUUGACAAAGUUCUGCCAGAAAGUUAUUUUGCCAACAACCUACGAGCUUUAUCAGUGGACAUGGCCGUGUUUCGGGACCUGCUGCGUCUCAAACUUCCCAGACUUUCCCAGCAUCUCCAUCACCUUCAAAAAGCAGCAAACAGAGAAGCUGGAGGCAGUUACGAGCCUCCUCUCACUAACGUGUUCACCAUGCAGUGGUUCCUCACCAUGUUCGCCACCUGCCUGCCUUCGUCCACAGUUCUCAAGAUCUGGGACUCAGUCUUCUUUGAAGGUUCUGAGAUUCUGUUUCGCGUCGCUCUCGCUAUCUGGGAGCGACUGGGAGAGAGGAUCGAGUACUGUCCCACAGCAGAUGACUUCUACAGUACCAUGGGUUGUUUGACUCAGGAAAUGUUAGAGAAGAACCUCGUUGAUCCAGGUGAACUCAUGCAGGAAGUGUAUUCCAUGGCGGUGUUUCCUUUCCCUCAGUUGUCUGAGCUCAGAGAGAAAUACACAUACAACAUCACUCCAUUCCCCACAUCUGUCAAACCCAAUGGAAGCAGUGGUGUGGGCAGCUGGGAAAGUGAUGAUGAUGAUGCUGACAUGGAUGAUGAAGACUCUGUGGUCACUGCUCUCGGGUGUUUGGGGCCACUGGGAGGUUUACUGGCCCCAGAGCUGCAGAGAUACCACAGACACCUGCGAGACCAGAGAACAGAGCAGGGAAACUUCACACAGCUGAGCCCGGGCGCAGUGGGAGGAGCAGGGGGAGGGGCCAGGGCGGAACAUCAAGCUGCCAUCAACAGUAUGAUGAUGGAGAGGAUGAGCACCGACAUCUAUGCCUUAAAGAAACAGUACACUCGUAUCAAGAGACGACAGCAGCAACAGGCCAUGCAACUGUACAUACGCACAGGACUUGGACAUGAAGUUCCCAUGAGUCCAGGACUUCUUCAGGAGCAGAUGGACAAACCCAGGAACAGUUCUGACCGAUACUCUGAUGAAAAAUGUCCUGCAACUCGUGUCCUCGCCUCUCAGCUGAACCCGUCCAGCGCCGUCAUCAACCACCUGCUGCUGGGUCGUAAACCACGCAGCAGACCCACAUCCACCAGUCACAGCUCCCCCUGCAGGCAGCACUGGGGAUCACUGCCCUCCCACGGCAGCAGACCUCCAGGAAACGGCAGCGGCGAGUCUGGGUCACCGUGGCGAGCUCAUGUCCGGGUCCAUCGCAGGAACGUGGCCCGGGCUCGAGCUCAGCUGGGAUUUGAAGAUUCAGAGGAAAGAGAGGAUGAAGGUGAAGAGGAAAACAAGAGGAACGAUGAUGAUGAUCUGAAGAAAGACGAGAGUGAUGUCACCGUUUCUCCUUCUUCUGAUCCUUCUGUUACUGGUUCAGUUUGUGAAGAAGCUCCUCAAGUUUCUGAUGAAACAAACACAGCACAAGUUUCACAGGUUGUGGUGAAAUUAGAGAACGAGUCGAAGCCAGAAACACAACCUUCAGUCCCUGAACCUCCAGCUCCUUCAGUCCCUGAACCUCCAGCUCCUUCACCUGCCGAUGUUCCUGCAGCUCCUUCAGCUGCCGAGGUUCCUGCAGCUCCUCCAGCUGCCGAUGUUCCUGCAGCUCCUCCAGCUGCCGAUGUUCCUGCAGCUCCUCCAGCUGCCGAUGUUCCUGCAGCUCCUCCAGCUGCCGAUGUUUCAGCAGGUGAAGAUGCUGUAGAUCUUCCUGCAGGUGAAGAUGGAUAUGGUCCUUCAGUUCCUCCUCCUUCUUCAAACAGGCACAAAGAGUCAGACUCCUCAGCUUCCGAGAGAAACACCACCUCUUCACCUCCAUCACUCCACUUCUCCGCCGCCUGCAUCCCUUCUUCUUCUUCCUCCUCCUCCUCCAUCCUGAGUUCAUCUCUCUCUCCUGUCCCCACAUCACUUCCUUCUGGCUCCGUCUCUCCAACACCAGACCCUACCUCCUUCCUCCCUCUCUCGCUUCCUGCUUCCUCCACCUUUUAUAAAACCUCCUGUCCCUCCACUCCCUCUCUCUGCUCCAUCUCCUCAUCCUCUAAAUCUCUCAUCUCCUCCUCCCCGUCCACGCCGGUGUUAAGCUCCACCUCCUCCACUCCCAAACAGCAGCAGCUCUUCUCUCCGUUCCCAAGCGUGAAACAGCCCAGGAAGUCGCCGGCAGCGAGGAACCUCGGUCUUUACGGACCCACGUCCAGAACUCCCACCGUCCACUUCCCUCAGCUGAGCCGCAGCAGAGCGGCCGGAACCACGGGCAGGAGAUGAUCCGUCUGUGCCACACUGUCCCCUGCUGGUCAACAAAACAACUCUCUCAUAGAAAACAAGUUCACAAACAUUAAAGGUGUAGUUCAGGGGAAGUCAUAGUGUGAGCUGACUGUGCUGUGAGAGCCCCCUGCUGGUGACAACAGUGUAUGACAGUAUCUCAUGUAAUCACACUUCCCUGUGGACCCUAACCCUGGAGUAUGAAUGAAAAUGAAAUGAGUAUGUAUGAAGUUCUUUACUUUGUGGUCUAUGCAGCUUCUUAUUGACCAUGAUGAUGAUGACGUGUGCUGAUUAUGUAUGAAGACAAAGUGUCCAGUUGUGUUUCCAAGCCAAGUAUUAAACCACUACACAAUAAAGUAAAUAUACCUGUGUGA
Messenger RNA from Solea senegalensis (Senegalese sole), 3824 nucleotides. RefSeq names its product TBC1 domain family, member 30 (gene tbc1d30). The transcript is spliced from 15 exons. The record is from RefSeq and is a predicted model, not a curated record. NCBI's taxonomy places the organism in Eukaryota, Metazoa, Chordata, Actinopteri, Pleuronectiformes, Soleidae. Bases 145 to 3453 code for a protein of 1102 amino acids. Gene Ontology annotation, cellular component: endoplasmic reticulum.